AUGGGUCAAACUCAAGAGCCACUCACUGUUACAUUUCCUAUUGAUCAAUCACCAGUAAUUUGUGAAAUAAGUUCAUGUCCAGAUGGUACAUUCGGUUACUGUUUACAUUGUAAACGGUAUUUAUGUAUAAAUCACUUAAAAGAUCAUGAACAAGAAUUAGUUGAAUAUUCAAAUACAGUUGGAGAUAAUAUAAAUCUAAUGCGUGAUAAUGUAGAACAUCUAAAUACCGAGAUUCCACUUCAAAAUUCAAUUAAAACAUUAAAUGAUUGGUAUGAGAAAUCGACAGUGACAUUGGAUACUAUUUACAAUAAAAAUCUUGCUCGUAUAUUCCAAUAUAACGAUGAAUUAAACAAUAAUUUGAGAGCAUUUCAGAAUGUUCAAACACCAAAGUUUGACCAGAUACAUAAUGGUAUUAAAGACAUACAAAAACAUCGAACAACAAAUAUAAAUGAAAUAAAUCGUUUACAGAAGAAUUUAGAUGAGACUAAAAAAGAAUUAGACACUUUAUUUUAUGAUAUUAAAACAGAAUGUACAGCAAUCGAUUCAAUUAAAUUAGUACAAGUGAAAAAAGUAUUUGAAACUCAAGUAAAACUGCCACAGACCAUCAAUACAAGUCUACAUUCAAAUGAUAAAUCUCAAGUCCAAGAUCAAUCCAGUGGAUUUCGAAAGUUUUUUAGCAAUCUUCGUAAAUGA
This is a messenger RNA of Didymodactylos carnosus, 693 nucleotides long. Lineage: Eukaryota; Metazoa; Rotifera; Eurotatoria; Philodinida; Philodinidae. The record is from the annotation of a GenBank genome assembly.